Saccostrea cuccullata (small rock oyster) is the source of this 738-nucleotide messenger RNA. Its product is annotated as ficolin-1-like. Bases 153 to 710 code for a protein of 185 amino acids. The record is from RefSeq and is a predicted model, not a curated record. The transcript has 4 exons. NCBI's taxonomy places the organism in Eukaryota, Metazoa, Mollusca, Bivalvia, Ostreida, Ostreidae.
GUAAACACUAUGUUUUGGACGAUGACGCAUUCCUUCCAGGAACCGCCCCGUUUGAUUGCUGGGACGUGUAUCAGAGUGGGUGGACAGAGUCAGGUGUGUACAUUAUCUUCCCCUGGAGGGACCCGUCGCGUCCUUUGGAGGUGUUCUGUAACAUGGAGAUCCCUCCCGGAGGAUGGACGGUGUUUCAAAAACGUUUCGAUGGCUCAGUUUCCUUUAACAGAACAUGGGCAGAAUACCAAAACGGUUUUGGAAGUGCUCGGUCUGAAUACUGGCUAGGCAACGAGAUUUUACAUACCUUGACCAAAAGAAAUAACACUAGACUCCACAUUAUUAUUAACUCUACGGAGGGACACUCUUGGUACGAAGAUUAUGGAUCUUUUGCUGUGGAUGACAAGUCAACUCGUUACAGACUUACACUAGGUGGUCCAGCUAAUGGAACCGCAGGGGAUAUGAUGAUGGACAAUUUAGGCCUACCACAGGCUAACCUUAGUGGUAAGAUAUUCUACACAUCGGAUCCUCCCUAUAACGACAACCACAACUGUACCGCGCGGCUACACGGCGGUUGGUGGUUCGCGGCGUGUGACCUAGCCUUCCUGAACGGGCUGUAUGGGAACGUGUCGUGGUGGAAUCCAUGGCACGGGCGGAUUAUGCAAGGAGACACCUUCCUGGCCAGUGAAAUGUCAUUUAACAGACGUCAUAUAACACUGUAGCAACACCUUUUCAAAAGAUUAUUUUUUG